This is a messenger RNA of Arvicanthis niloticus (Nile rat), 5005 nucleotides long. Lineage: Eukaryota; Metazoa; Chordata; Mammalia; Rodentia; Muridae. The record is from RefSeq and is a predicted model, not a curated record.
GAGAGGGGCACAGCUGAGAACUUCUGUUGUUCCUGCUGGCCCUUCCUGCUGACUUGAGCCAAGGCUGAGGCCUAGCUAUCUCUGCUAGGUCGUGUCACCACUAUUGCUAACUGGAUUCAACAGACCUGGACUGCUGGUGUAUCCAUGAGGUGUUUGGAGUGAGUGGAUAAAGCUGCUGCUGCUGACCUGCGAACUGAACUGCCGAUUUCCAGACAACAGACAGAAAUUGCUCCAAGGAACCUUUCCAAACAGGCAGAGCGGCUGACCCUUUCCUGGGACCCAAGCAUCCGCAGAAGCUCAAAGAAGGUACCUCAAACCGGGAUUUCUACGGUCACCACUGAGAAGUCACCACCACUGAGCAGCCCCAUGGCUGGGCUUGUGCUCUGAGACUCAGGGAGAGGACAGGCAGGAUAGUGCCCGGGUGCUCCAGUAGACACCUGGACCGAGCACUGGGCCCCGCCCCACGUGCCACGCUUUAAAGAGCCGUAAGGCCGGGUGCUCCUUCAGGGUCGCGGUCGCAGUCAUGGAGGGCACGCCCGCAGCCAACUGGAGUAUCGAGUUGGAGCUCGGGAGUGGAGUGCCACCAGGGGAGGAGGGUAACCGCACAGCCGGGCCGCCACGACGCAACGAGGCCCUGGCGCGCGUGGAGGUGGCGGUCCUGUGCCUCAUUCUGUUCCUGGCUCUGAGUGGCAACGCGUGCGUGCUGCUGGCGCUGCGCACGACGCGCCACAAGCACUCGCGCCUCUUCUUUUUCAUGAAGCACCUGAGCAUCGCCGACCUGGUGGUGGCUGUGUUCCAGGUGCUCCCACAGUUGCUGUGGGACAUCACCUUCCGCUUCUACGGGCCCGAUCUGCUGUGUCGUCUGGUCAAAUACUUGCAGGUGGUGGGCAUGUUCGCCUCUACCUACCUGCUGCUGCUGAUGUCGCUUGACCGCUGCCUGGCCAUCUGCCAGCCUCUGCGCUCCCUGCGCCGCCGAACCGACCGCCUGGCGGUGCUGGCGACCUGGCUCGGUUGCCUGGUGGCCAGCGCGCCGCAGGUGCACAUUUUCUCCCUGCGCGAAGUGGCAGACGGCGUCUUCGAUUGCUGGGCGGUCUUCAUCCAGCCCUGGGGACCCAAGGCCUACGUCACAUGGAUCACGCUCUCCGUCUACAUUGUUCCGGUUAUCGUGCUGGCCGCCUGCUAUGGUCUCAUCAGCUUCAAGAUCUGGCAGAAUCUACGACUCAAGACGGCAGCGGCGGCGGCAGCCGCUGAGGGGAAUGACACGGCCGGUGGACCUGGGCGUGCGGCGUUGGCACGGGUCAGUAGUGUCAAGCUUAUCUCCAAGGCCAAAAUCCGCACAGUGAAGAUGACCUUCAUCAUCGUACUGGCCUUCAUCGUGUGCUGGACGCCUUUCUUCUUCGUGCAGAUGUGGAGCGUCUGGGAUGUCAAUGCGCCCAAGGAAGCGUCUGCCUUCAUCAUUGCCAUGCUCUUGGCCAGCCUCAACAGCUGCUGCAAUCCGUGGAUCUACAUGCUCUUCACAGGCCACCUCUUCCACGAACUUGUGCAGCGCUUCCUCUGCUGCUCUGCUCGGUACCUGAAGGGCAGCCGGCCUGGAGAGACAAGCAUCAGCAAGAAAAGCAACUCAUCCACCUUUGUCCUGAGUCGUCGCAGCUCCAGCCAGAGGAGCUGCUCUCAGCCAUCCUCGGCAUGAGCCAUAGGCCCGGCCCACCAGGCCAGCUGCUGGGUUGUGUGGCCUCCGGCCUUCCCCCUGGUGGCUGUGCAUGGAGCUGUAUAAGGUGCCUACUGGUUUGCAUCCCUCCUCUCCUUGGGUUGGCUAGAGUGUGUGCCAUAUUCUGACUUGGGGUGGGGAAAUGUCUCUAUGGGAGAUGGUGGGGUCACUCAGCCAUCAGAGGGUCAUGUGGACUCCCACCUGUUUCUACUACCCUGACCCAAGUGCUCUGGGGUGGUGGGUAGACUCUCCUGAACUUGGCUUUUGUUCCUUUCACCCCUUGUUUAUCCUGGUAUUUUGUAAAAGACAGUAUGCCUAGGAUUGGUGACCAGUUACUUGAGGAAGCUCAGUGGGCUGAGACAAGGAGUGGGAAAUGAGGCUGCAGACGCAGAGUGGUGCCAAUUUCCUUCUGACCUGAGUUGUGUGGACAGAUCUUAGCAUCCUUAGGGCAUCCCAGAAAGCACUGGGAUCUGGAAACUGAGUCAUGAGGCUACCUGGCUUUGGAAAGCAAUGAGAAUGACAGCCGAAAUGAUGAAGACGCUGUUGCUUGACAAACACUUGGGAAGGAAACGGGAAUGAGAACCAUCCAGGACAGACAAAGGAGAAGAGCUGUUUGUACACGACACUGACCCAUGCAUAUGUGAUCCUAGGAGCACGCACAUACAUAUGUGUACAUGCACACAUAUGCAAAUAGCCCUUCUCUCCUCUCUCUCUCUCUCUCUCUCUCUCUCUCUCUCUCUCUCUCUCUCUCCCCUUUUCUCCCCAGAGCUGACAGAUAAAUAGCAAUGUUAUUGACAGAUCAAUGUACAAAGAUAGUUCAUAUUUCUUUAUACUGGUGACCAACGGGAAAGUGAAGUUAGGAGCGUCUACCCAUAAAAGUCCCAGAAAGAGUAAAGGAUGGCUAGGGUUAACAGAGGAAAUAAAUGUAAGCCUGUGCCCUGGAAGCUGCAAGUAAGCGCUGGAGGAAAAUAAAGGAGAAUAAAUAAAUGGGGCCACCUUGUGCUUAUGAAUCAGAGAUGUAAUAUUGUCAGACAGAUUUGAUGUAAUCCUCAUCAAAAUCCUAACUGGCUUCUGUAGAAAUUGAUAAAAUAAUCCUAAAAUUCCCAAGGAGAUGGGAAUUGGGGUGGUUAAGAUGCUUUGGAAUUUGUGGUGGGCACAUAAUUCUGAGAAUGCAUUAAAAAUUAAUAAAACAAACUCCAGAGGCUGAAGAGAUGGCUCACUCAGAGAAGUGUGUGCUGAGUAAGAAUGAGAACCCAACAUCAGCAUCCCAGCAUCUAUGUAGAAGCCAGGCUCAGUGUGUCUUAACCUCAGUCCCGGGGUGGGUACGGUGGGGUGGAGGGGGUGACAGGUGGAUCCCAGAGACUUGCAGGGCAGCCAGCCUAGAAGAUUGAUCAACUUUAAUCUUCGAGUUCAGCAAAAGACUAUAUCUCAAGAUAAAUAAGUAAAUAAAAAUAACAUGGAGAGCGAUGGAAGAAAACACUGGAAGUUGACCUUUGGUCUCUACAUGUACCUGUGGAUAUACAACAUAUAUACACUUACAUACAACAAGAUACACGCACAUAUGCACACACAAAACCACUAAACUAUAUACACUUAAAAAUGUGAAAAAGGCUCAAGAGCUAAGUUCUGAGGAAACCAAAGUGACGGAUGAAUUUCUUGGCCUAUCUUCCUCGAGUGCAGUUUCUCCUGUGACUCUCCAAGUGUCUGCAGGAGAGGAAAGCUCCACUCUGGCCUGUGAUCUCAGUGACCAUCCCCAUCUGGCUGUAACAGAGGCCGGAGAGAUGCUCUGCAUUUCCCCAGGAGUCUCAAAGGAUUUGUUUAUCAGAUACACAUGCUGUCAAAUGUCCUCUCAGCUUUGAGGGCAGGAUAUGACUCUGUCUCAGAAAUACCUUUGGCCAUUAACUAUAGGACAUAACUGAAUAGUGGCUUUCUGUCUGUGGCUGGUCACUGUGCACUCUGGAGUCCCUUUGAAAUACCCAGACUUAAUUCAGGACUUACUGAAAUAUAUCAAGGGUGCUUCCAAAAAGCCUAGAACCUGUAGAUUCACUUUAUCACACCCCCCCUUCUGAACACAUUUUCUUUUGCUACACUGCACUAUUUGCCCAAACCCAUGCACAUGCCUAUGUGCACACAUGCAUAUAUGAAUAUGAGCCAGUACAGUCCAAUGUUCAGGGAGGAGAGAGCCAUGUGACACAGUGCCCAUGUUCAGCACCCACAAUUUAGGGCAAGCUGGCUGACACCAGCUAGAGACAGGAGGCAAUGUCAUUUAUGGACCCAGAGGCAUUAACCCUUAUGCAUGCAGUGUCACACCAGCUAGUCCCUGCUCUUUGAGAAGCUAGCAAGAUUCGGCUUGAGGGUGUCUGUGCCUAUGUGCUAGACCAUCCUGCUCACCUGGGUACAGACAUGGCAGUCGCCUGCUAGCAUCCUUGUCUUGCAGAUGUUCUGAGUCUCUGCUGUUCACAAAGAAGUUGCUAUCCUUAGAACCAACAGAUGUCACCAGGGGUCAAGGGAAGGAGUGGCUCAGAUAUUCUGACCCUGGACACAGUGUUCCUGAGAGCCCCAGAGGGCGGAGAAAACUGCUGGAGUGCUGCUGUCAUUCUAUAUGAAAGCUCUAGCUGGUCCUUGGGUCUUGUCCUGACACCCAUGUCUAUGACAUAAGUGACAAUUGACUUCACCAGCAACAUUGGAUUGGUACCGUACUGUUCCAAUCUCAAGAGAAUAUUUUUUAUCAUUUUUCCAAUUGUUAUUUCCCCCAAUGAAAGCCGAGGAUCUCUAGGGGUUCAAAACACUCCCCCUACCCCAAUCCUGUGGCCUGUAUUCUCCUUUCUCAGACCCCACACUUGACGUCCCCAAUGUUUCUUCCUGUUUUCCAACCUGUUUACAAUUCAUGUGCAGAGUUGAAUGUCGUAUUAAAUUGGAGCAUGCUCAUUGUUCUGGAAUGUUUCAUUGUUCUGACCAUGAGGUGUCAGUGUGCAAACUGUGAGAGUUAUUUAGGCCCUGCAAGAAAAGGGUCUGCUUUAAAAAUCUGUGGUCUCCUUUUGGGACAAAUCUGAGCCAUCACUUCAGGGAGCACAAGGGGAUGAUGGUCCUGGCUUUCAGCACAUUAUCUUCUGUAUUCAAGUGCAAUGAGAUUCCCCUCAGCACACAGUGUGAAUUCCUUGAUAUUGUUAUCUCAUGGAUAUUUGUGUGGUGCCCAGUGUCCCCUGCAUCUGGUGAGUGCUGCAGCCAAUCCUGAAACACCUGCUUUACCAGCUGCUUCAUAAAUGGUGCACUUAAUAAACAGUUUUUUUUUUUCUG